AAUGAACUGUUUUUAGCUCAUUGAGUUAUUACUUUGUCUCAGUUGCCUAUAGCUGAGAGUUAAAGCAGAAGAGAAAAAACACAAGUUGUUUCUGUUUUUGGGGUUCAUUAAUAAGUUCUUGAAUGAAAAAAAUGAGUUUCAUGAAAGAAAGUUUGAAUCUUUUUUGUGUUUUUUCCAUUUUUUUGGUACUCAAAGCCAUAUUCUGAUUUGGGGUUUGUUCUGUUUUUAAGCUAAUCUUGAGAAAAAAAAGUGUUUCAUGAGGGAAAGUUUGUGGAUUUUUAUUGUGUUUUUGUGAACCCCAUUUGAUUUUUGUGCCCCCCAAAAGCCAUAUUCUGAUAUUUUAGGGGGGGAAAAUGAUAACAGUUUCAGACCUUUACCAUGUUCUAACUGCUGUAGUUCCACUUUAUGUAGCUAUGAUAUUGGCAUAUGGCUCAGUGAAAUGGUGGAAGAUUUUUAGUCCAGAUCAAUGUUCAGGAAUCAACAGAUUUGUAGCUCUUUUUGCAGUUCCAUUGCUAUCUUUUCACUUCAUUGCUUCUAACAAUCCUUAUGCUAUGAACUACAGGUUCAUAGCUGCUGACACUUUACAAAAAGUCAUUGUUCUUGUUGUUUUAGCUAUUUGGUCAAGAAUUAGCUCAAGGGGGUCUCUUGAAUGGUCCAUUACUUUGUUUUCCCUUUCAACUUUGCCUAAUACUUUAGUUAUGGGAAUCCCUUUGUUAAAAGGGAUGUAUGGUGAUGCCUCAGGGAGUUUAAUGGUUCAAAUUGUUGUUCUUCAAUGUAUCAUUUGGUACACUUUGAUGCUUUUCUUGUUUGAGUAUAGAGGUGCUAGAAUGCUUAUUGCUGAACAGUUUCCUGAUACUGGAGGAUCAAUUGUUUCAUUUAAAAUUGAUUCUGAUGUUCUUUCAUUAGAUGGAAAAGAACCAUUAGAAACUCAAGCUGAAGUUGGUGAUGAUGGGAAACUUCAUGUAGUUGUUAGGAAAUCAACUAGUUCAAGGUCUGAAAUAUUUUCAAGAAUGUCACAUGGUCAUAACACUGGUGGUCUUUCCAUGACACCAAGACCAUCCAAUUUGUCUAAUGCUGAGAUUUACUCUUUGCAAUCUUCAAGAAAUAUGACCCCUAGAGAUUCAAAUUUUAACCAUAAUGAUAUAUACUCAAUGGUGAAUGGGAAAAAUAAUGCAAAUAUGAGUCCUAGGACAUCAAAUUUUGGUAACUUGGGAUUUGAUGAGGAGAGUGGAUUUGGGAAGACUAAUGUAGGGUACCCUGCACCUACUAAUGCUGGGAUUUUUUCUCCGGUGACCGGAGGACCGGGGACGAAAAAGAAGGCUAAUGGGACAGAAAGUGGAAAAGAUCUUCAUAUGUUUGUUUGGAGUUCAACUGCUUCACCAGUAUCUGAAGGAGGGAUUCAUGUGUUCAGGGGAGGUGACUUUGGUAAUGAGCUUGGAAUUGGACAUCACUCAAAAGAUUAUGAUGAUUUUGGUCGAGAAGAGUUUUCUCUCGGGGAUAAAAAUAACUCCAAUGGAUGUCAUCGAGAAGAGCCGGUGCUAAAGAAGCUUGGAUCAAGUUCUACAGCCGAGCUGUUUCCUAAGACUGCUAAUGAAACUAAGGCUACUGCUAUGCCUGCUGCUAGUGUGAUGACCAGACUUAUUCUGAUUAUGGUGUGGCGAAAACUCAUUAGGAACCCGAAUACUUAUUCUAGUCUCCUUGGUCUCGCUUGGUCCUUGAUCUCAUUCCGGUGGAACAUUCAGAUGCCUUUGAUUUUUGCUAAGUCGAUAUCAAUUCUCUCCGAUGCUGGUCUUGGAAUGGCAAUGUUUAGUCUUGGUUUGUUCAUGGCGUUGCAGCCUAAAAUGAUCUCCUGUGGAAAAACAAUUGCUGCCUUCUCUAUGGCAGUGAGAUUCAUCAGCGGUCCAGCAGUCAUGGCCGCUGCCUCCUUCGCUAUUGGACUUCGAGGUGUUCUUUUGCAUAUUGCAAUAGUUCAGGCAGCUCUACCUCAAGGAAUUGUUCCUUUUGUCUUUGCAAAAGAAUACAAUCUUCAUCCUGAUAUACUUAGCACAGGGGUUAUAUUUGGCAUGUUAAUAGCCCUUCCAAUCACUUUAGUGUACUACAUUUUGUUGGGGCUUUGAUACUGAAGAGAGUAAAGCUGCAGAGAAGUUGUUAAUCUAAAAAGGAAAUGACUUUUUUGCCACUGCUUUUUUAUGGCUUCCAACAAAAUUAAAUUUAUUUUGUUGUCUCUUUAUUAUCCCUUCUAG
This is a messenger RNA of Solanum verrucosum, 2243 nucleotides long. Its product is annotated as probable auxin efflux carrier component 1b. Gene Ontology annotation, molecular function: auxin efflux transmembrane transporter activity. Bases 354 to 2117 code for a protein of 587 amino acids. Gene Ontology annotation, biological process: auxin export across the plasma membrane; auxin polar transport. Gene Ontology annotation, cellular component: plasma membrane; endoplasmic reticulum. The record is from RefSeq and is a predicted model, not a curated record. The transcript is spliced from 6 exons. Lineage: Eukaryota; Viridiplantae; Streptophyta; Magnoliopsida; Solanales; Solanaceae.